Messenger RNA from Plenodomus lingam JN3, 159 nucleotides. Lineage: Eukaryota; Fungi; Ascomycota; Dothideomycetes; Pleosporales; Leptosphaeriaceae. The record is from RefSeq and is a predicted model, not a curated record.
AUGGAUGAGCCCAAGUACUGCCGAGCGGUGCCUAUUUUGGGCGCAAAACGCGUUGAGGAACUGUUUCGUGGUGGAGGAAUUUCGAGGGAGUGGACCUGCUUGACCCUGCUUACCGGUACCUCUCCUUUCCGCAAGCAGCUUGGUUUCAUGCGACUGUGA